UUUUCUCUUUUGGAAGAACAAACUUGACAGUCUAGAAAAUCUUGUCAAAAUAUUUUGUGAAAUAAGCACGAAAGUAUUAUAUAUGCACAUAUGUACAUAUGCUGCUCUUUCUGGUUUUCCUUGCUUCUAGACCUUGCUUGGGAUACGAUAUCAUCAAGAGUGAAGUGCUCACUGCCCACAAUGACCACCGUAGGACUUGGACAGUUCCAGAGUUCAUCGAAUCGGAGGAACUCUCCCAGGAGGCUCGCGAGUAUGCAAAACAUCUGAGUACCUUGAAUAUACCAGAUCAAAUAUUAUACGAGCAAGCUAAGAAACAAAAUAUUCGUGUGGAUCACCUGGCUUAUCCCGUGUCGGAUUCGGAGUAUGAAAUGUUUUCGGAAAACAUCUGCGAAUUUCAAAAAAAUGUGUGUGUUUAUUAUUGGGCCACUGAAGGAGCAGUUUCCUAUGGCAUAGCAAAGGAGCGUAGAACCAAAGUUGAACAAUCAUUGGCUGAUAAAUUCUCGGCCAUCACGUGGAAAACAACGACAGAAAUCGGUGUUGGAUGGGCACCGAAAGAUCGAUCAAAAAAGAACGGGCGAAAGAUAUUGGUUGUGAGGUACAGUCCAGCAGGAAACCAGCCCGGAGAGUACGAAAGCAAUAUAGAAAACACCGAAUUCUUGGAAUACUUUAACAUGCCAGCAAGAGAGGAGCCCGAUACAGGGCACAGUCACAAUAAUUCGGCCACAUUAAGUAAUAGUGUAGUAGAUGUGCAAGUUUAUAUUUUGUUUUUCGUCCUAGCCAUUCCACUUAUAAGAGAACUGGCAAAAGUGUGAAUCUCAUUGGUCCUACUAGAAUGGCACUUUAAGUGCACUAGCCAUUCCUUCUUAUAAGCGGUUGAAAACCUAACCAUGUAAAAUUCAUAAUUGAGUACAAUUUGUCAGGUUUAUCACAUUA
Molecule: messenger RNA, 933 nt
Organism: Drosophila teissieri
Lineage: Eukaryota; Metazoa; Arthropoda; Insecta; Diptera; Drosophilidae
Product: Golgi-associated plant pathogenesis-related protein 1
Exons: 4
Coding region: 99-812 (237 amino acids)
Source: RefSeq, a predicted model, not a curated record